UGGACCGAUGCUGAUCAAGCAGAUUGGGAAGCAGGAUUAGCACGGGUAACUGCGAGUGCAGGAUUGCCACUGCGAUGGGUUGAAAAUCCAGAGUGGUUGAGACUUUGUGAUAGGUUUAUUCCUCGAGCGAAAGCACCGUCAGCGAAGGUUCUUACGAAACGUGUCAUGCCUCAAGUCCUUCGUGGUAUCAAAGCCACUGCGAAAGAAGAAUGUCGUGGUGCCGUUGGAACGCUGCAAUGUGAUGGCUGGACUGGUGAGAAUAGCCACCAUUUGCUUGGUUUCAUGAUGACCGUAAAACGAAAGCUGCGUGCCGUCCGUGUUCACGAUGCAUCUGGUGACUCGCGCAAUGCUGAAGAACUCCUGAAGCAAAUUAUCGAAUCAAUCAAUCAAGUUGAGAGCGAGUGGGGAGUAAUUAUCAUUGCAUGUACUACUGAUGCAUCUGGAGAG
Molecule: messenger RNA, 447 nt
Organism: Suillus clintonianus
Lineage: Eukaryota; Fungi; Basidiomycota; Agaricomycetes; Boletales; Suillaceae
Exons: 2
Source: RefSeq, a predicted model, not a curated record